This is a messenger RNA of Gadus morhua (Atlantic cod), 2100 nucleotides long. RefSeq names its product zinc finger protein 845. Gene Ontology annotation, cellular component: nucleoplasm. Gene Ontology annotation, molecular function: DNA-binding transcription repressor activity, RNA polymerase II-specific; RNA polymerase II cis-regulatory region sequence-specific DNA binding. The record is from RefSeq and is a predicted model, not a curated record. NCBI's taxonomy places the organism in Eukaryota, Metazoa, Chordata, Actinopteri, Gadiformes, Gadidae. Gene Ontology annotation, biological process: regulation of transcription by RNA polymerase II. The transcript has a single exon. The coding region runs from base 199 to 2016 and encodes 605 amino acids.
GCGGUGGACGGCCAUGACACCCUCUUUGCCGCGUCAGAACUGGAGGCCUUGAGCUCGCUGUCCGCAGACCACAGCGUGGCCAAGAGCCUGAACUGCAGCGUGCGGCUCGUCCGCCUUGAGGAGCUGACUGGGCAUCAGGGCGGCCGCAAGGGCCGGCCCGGUGUCUUGUGUGGAAAGGUUGUUCCCAACGAUGCCAAUAUGAUCGUCCACAUGAGGACUCACUCCGGGGAGAAGCCCCACAGGUGUAACCAAUGCACAAAGCGCUUCAGUCAGAGCUCCGCCCUGAAGAGCCACAUGAGGAACCACACGGACAGGAAGCCCUACAAGUGUGACCAAUGCAGGAAGCGCUUCACUCGGAAAUGCCACCUGAAAAUCCACAUGAGGACUCACACCGGGGAGAAGCCCUACAAGUGUGACCAAUGCACGAAGCGCUUCAGUCAGCGCUCCACCCUGAAGGCCCACAUGAGGACUCACUCCGGGGAGAAGCCCUACAAGUGUGACCAAUGCACGAAGCGCUUCGGUCGGAAAUGCAUCCUGAAGAAACACAUGAGGACUCACUCCGGGGAGAAGCCCUACAGGUGUGACCAAUGCACGAUGCGCUUCCAACGGAAAUGCGACCUGGAGAUCCACCUGAGGACUCACUCUGGGGAGAAGCCCUACAAGUGUGACCAAUGCACGAAGGGAUUCAGUCUGAAAGGCACCCUGAAUAUCCACAUGAGGACUCACUCUGGGGAGAAGCCCUACAAGUGUGACCAAUGCACGAAGGGCUUCAGUAUGAAAUGCGUCCUGAAGAUCCACCUGAGGACUCACUCCGGGGAGAAGCCAUACAGGUGUGACCAAUGCACGAUGCGCUUCAGUCAGAAUGGCCACCUGAAGCGCCACAUGAGGACUCACUCCGUGGAGAAGUCCUACAAGUGUGACCAAUGCACGAUGCGCUUCAGUCAGAGCUCCGCCCUGAAGAGCCACAUGAGGACCCACACCGGGGAGAAGCCCUACAAGUGUGACCAAUGCACGAAGCGCUUCAGUCAGCGCUCCGCCCUGAAGGUCCACAUGAGGACUCACUCCGGGGAGAAGCCCUACAAGUGUGACCAAUGCACGAAGCGCUUCGGUCGGAAAUGCAUCCUGAAGAAACACAUGAGGACUCACUCCGGGGAGAAGCCCUACAGGUGUGACCAAUGCACGAAGCGCUUCCAACGGAAAUGCGACCUGGAGAUCCACCUGAGGACUCACUCUGGGGAGAAGCCCUACAAGUGUGACCAAUGCACGAAGGGCUUCAGUCUGAAAGGCACCCUGAAUAUCCACAUGAGGACUCACUCUGGGGAGAAGCCCUACAGGUGUGACCAAUGCACGAAGGGCUUCAGUAUGAAAUGCGUCCUGAAGAUCCACCUGAGGACUCACUCCGGGGAGAAGCCAUACAGGUGUGACCAAUGCACGAUGCGCUUCAGUCAGAAAGGCCACCUGAAGCGCCACAUGAGGACUCACUCCGUGGAGAAGUCCUACAAGUGUGACCAAUGCACGAUGCGCUUCAGUCAGAAUGGCCACCUGAAGACCCACAUGAGGACUCACACCGGCAAGAAGCCAUACAGGUGUGACCAAUGCACAAAGCGCUUCAGUCAGAGCUCCGCCCUGAAGAGCCACAUGAGGAACCACACGGACAGGAAGCCCUACAAGUGUGACCAAUGCACAAAGCGCUUCAGUCAGAGAGGCAACCUGAAGACGCACAUGAUGACUCACUCUGGGGAGAAGCCCUACAGGUGUGACCAAUGCACGAAGCGCUUCAGUCAGAGAGGCACCCUGAAGACACACAUGAUGACUCACUCUGGCGAGAAGCCCUACAAGUGUGACCAAUGCACGAAGCGCUUCCAACGGAAAUGCGACCUGAAGAUCCACCUUAGGACUCACUCUGGGGAGAAGCCCUGCGUGUGUCUGCAGUGCAACGCCAGCUACAGCGACCCAAGCAAUUUGCGUGUGCACAUGCUCAAGCACACUUUGAGACGGGGUAGCGGGACGCUUUGAUUGAGACCUCUGUCUGGUAUUGGUUCUUUAAAUUACUACUUUUUGUUUUUCUUUUCAUCACGAUUAAACGCUUUCAACUUUUGA